This is a messenger RNA of Peromyscus californicus insignis, 4228 nucleotides long. RefSeq names its product ST3 beta-galactoside alpha-2,3-sialyltransferase 2 (gene St3gal2). The coding region runs from base 1405 to 2457 and encodes 350 amino acids. The record is from RefSeq and is a predicted model, not a curated record. Gene Ontology annotation, molecular function: beta-galactoside (CMP) alpha-2,3-sialyltransferase activity. Lineage: Eukaryota; Metazoa; Chordata; Mammalia; Rodentia; Cricetidae. The transcript is spliced from 8 exons.
AAUGGGGAGGGGGCACCCGCCCCCUUCCCCCACCCUUCCCUUUUGCUGGGCAGGGGUGGGGGGAGGGGCCGGGCUGAGGCUGCAGCCGCGGCGCUCCGGGAGGGCAGGGCCAGGCAAGGGCGGGACUGGCCCAAGGCAGGCGAUCUGGAGAGCCUUGAAGCUAACGGGUCCGGGCGCGGGAGGCGGCGGCGGCAGCGGCGGCGGCAGCGGCAGCUUUCUGCACGGGCGGAGGCGGCGGCAGGAGCGGCAGGCAUGGCCCGCGCGGCGCCCAGCGCAGACUGAGGGUUUCUCUGCAUCCUCUGUUUCUCCUCGUGUCUGAGACCUCAAGGAGAACCCUCCUGUCUUUCCUAGAAUCCGACUGACGACUUACGGCUGGAGAGCUACAGGAGUAGGGGUCAUGCUGUGGCAACCUGGCGCCUGACAGGUGAGGAAGAGCCUGCCAGGGGAUUCGCGCUGGCAGGAGCCAAGGGCUGGACAGCUUCCUCACACCGGAAGCAGGGGUGGGCAGGACAGCUGCCUUGCCAAGGCCAGCAGUCCCAGGAAGGAGUCUGCUGACCCACAUGGCUUAGACGCAGCACCUUGCUGAGCAGCAGCUGGUCCCAGCUCCAGAGGACCACCCACCCACCUCCAGCAGGAGUAGGUGCUCUGUGACCCCCCCUGUGCAACGGCAGCUGGGGCUGCCAUAACCAGGAGAGAGGACCAACCAGCCCGGCUGAUGGGAAGCAGCAGAACAGAAGCCGUGGAGGGAGAGGAGGGCCUUGGUUUUUACGGCAGUUUCCUGAUGCCCAUGAUUGGUUUUCUUUCUGGCCUCAGGAGGGGCUCCUUUCCCCUGGCCGAGGAGUUGGGCCUGGAGGGCCUGCGAGCGUGAAGAGGACUCGUGCAUGGAAUGCAGGCCCCCUGAAGCCCGUGUUCUCACUGCUGCUGAGAUCAGAGUUCCAGGACUUCCCCACGGCAGGGGAGGAGGGGCUGCCUCCGUGUCUGCUCAUGAGCCACAAGGACCCCGACUGCUCCAGACUGGACCUUUUCAAGCCGCCAAAGAGGGGAGUCCCUGGAGCUGGCCGCCAGCAGUCACAAGGGACUAGAGGGCUGGGAUGGACUGACCGCUGCCUUGACAGGGUGGCAGGAGAAGCAGAGCCUCUGUGGCCCAGCUAGUGACUGAGAGACCCGAUGAAGCCUUAAGGGGAGGCUCCAGUGGCUCAGGGACGGGGGGGAGGGAGGGGGGCGACUCCUGCGGACGUGCUUUCUCCUUCUUUUGAGGGAGGGUGUGACAAGAGUCCCCUGCCACACCUCGUGCCCCUAUGCCCUUUAUACGGGCUGCCGACACAAGCAGGCUGCACCGUGGCUGGCCCCACAGUAGGCUGGGAAAGGACUGGCCACGGUGACGGCUGCCCCGUGGCCAGCACGAUGAAGUGCUCCCUGCGGGUGUGGUUCCUCUCUAUGGCCUUCCUGCUGGUGUUCAUCAUGUCCCUGCUCUUCACCUACUCACACCACAGCAUGGCCACCUUGCCCUACCUGGACUCGGGGGCCCUGGGUGGAACACACCGGGUGAAGCUGGUGCCAGGCUAUACGGGACUCCAGCGCCUUGGCAAGGAGGGCCUUCCGGGGAAGAGCUGCGCCUGCCGUCGCUGCAUGGGCGACGCCGGCACCUCUGACUGGUUUGACAGCCACUUUGACAGUCACAUCUCACCGGUCUGGACCAGGGAUAACAUGAAUCUGCCCCCGGAUGUCCAGAGGUGGUGGAUGAUGCUGCAACCCCAGUUCAAGUCACACAACACCAAUGAGGUGCUGGAGAAGCUGUUCCAGAUCGUGCCUGGCGAGAACCCCUACCGCUUCCGGGACCCUCAACAGUGCCGGCGAUGUGCUGUGGUUGGAAACUCAGGCAACCUCCGGGGCUCUGGCUAUGGGCGAGAUGUGGACGGACACAACUUUAUCAUGAGGAUGAAUCAGGCACCAACUGUGGGCUUUGAGAAGGAUGUUGGCAGCCGAACAACCCACCAUUUCAUGUACCCCGAGAGUGCCAAGAACCUGCCUGCCAACGUCAGCUUCGUGUUGGUACCCUUCAAGGCCCUGGACCUCAUGUGGAUUGCCAGUGCCCUCUCUACAGGACAGAUCCGAUUCACCUACGCUCCAGUGAAAUCCUUCCUUCGGGUGGACAAAGAAAAGGUCCAGAUUUACAAUCCAGCCUUCUUCAAGUACAUCCAUGACAGGUGGACAGAGCAUCAUGGACGGUACCCUUCCACAGGGAUGCUGGUGCUCUUCUUUGCACUACAUGUGUGUGAUGAGGUGAACGUGUAUGGGUUCGGGGCUGACAGCCGAGGCAACUGGCACCACUACUGGGAGAACAACCGGUAUGCGGGCGAGUUCCGGAAGACGGGCGUGCACGACGCCGACUUCGAAGCCCACAUCAUUGACAUGCUGGCCAAGGCCAGUAAGAUCGAGGUCUACCGAGGGAACUGAGCUGCCCACGGAGACAUCAGGACCAGUCAAACCUCGGUCCGGCGAGCACAGGGUGCCGCCCACCAAUCAGACUCUGCACCAUUUCCCGCAACCAAUCAGUGUUGCCGUUGGGCGGAGCUUCUUUCUCAGCCAAUCAUGCGACUCAAGGAGAACUUCCGGCGCCGCCGUCUCCACCAAUCAUGGCCUUGGGAGGCGGCGGGGCCUCGACCCCCCUCCCCCUCCUCUGCUUUGGAUAAGAGUUUCUUUUCCACCUUUUAGGAGGCCAGUGCUGGGCCUGGGCAGGAGUGCCUUGGACUGCUCAUUUCCAGCUUAGGCCCGGAUGGGAGAGUGGAGCCCGCCAAAGAAAUAUGGUCGCGGUGAGACCCUCUCCAGGGCAUUCCGUGGCUCACCAGGUAGUAGGGGAUUAGAUUCACUCCCAGCAAGGUGGACCUCCCUAGGGCUUCACUCCUUAACUAGUGUCAGCAAGGGGUAGGAAGCUCCACUGGGUCACAUGCAAGGUGCUUCUCUCACGUGUGCCCUCACUUCUACUAUCCCCCCCCACCACCACCUUCUCAGCGUCUGACCUUUGGCCCUGGGCUUUCUCUCCAGCUCACCCGUUGAUCUGGAGACAAAAUGACACGGCCGGGACCCUGCUGCUCACUCUCUCUCACUCUCACUCUCUCUCUCUUUCUCUCUUUCUUUCUUUCUCUCUCUCUCUCUCUCUCUCUCUCUCUCUCUCUCUCUCUCUCUCUCUCUCUCUCACACACACACACACACACACACACACACACACACACACACACACACACAGCCCUUAUGUCUAAGGCGAGAGCAGCGCAGUGGACAUCAGGCUGGAGAGGAGAGCCCAGCUGCCUGUGCAUGUACCUUUUUCUUUCAUUGUUACCCCAAAGAGGAGCAGGCAGCCUCUUGCUUGGGGGUCGGAAUUGCUUUGGGCUCAUACUUUAGUUACCCUGAAGCUGCCAGGGAUGGCUGCCCAACCAAGAUUGCCUGACAAUUCUUUGCCAGCCUUGCCGAUGGCCUGGAGCUUUGCUGGGGAGGAGCGGAUUGGUGACUGCCAUGCAUGCCUCCUCCUGUCCGCACCUUAACCUGCUUACUCGCCCGAUCUAACCCACUUUCCAGCUCCUAAAGGGCUGGUGAGUAGAGUCAGGGGCUACAACUGGAAGCUACUUGCAUGACUCGACCCCAAGUCAAGGUUGAGAUUCAGUGGGCUUCAGGGAAUGUCUCAGGCCAUAGGAAAGUACUCCCCCUUCCUUGCAGUGUCCACAUAAAUAUUUUCCAUUCUUAAUAAGUUGACAUUACCAAGCAGCCUCCUGGUUGGGGGACAGUCACCCACAAGGGAUAGUAUUAGUGGGUGGGGAUGAGUCAGCAAGUACCCCUAAAAACUAAUACAUUGAGAACUUUUCUUGAAUCUGUUCCUUCCCAGUUCCAAAAGCAGGGGUGGAGUAAAAGGGGCUACGCUGAGUGGGGUACAGGAGAACCUCUCAGGGCGCUAACCAUCUGGCAGUCGAGGCACCAGCCGUUCUGUUCUUGCCUGUCUCAUCUCUGCUCUCUCAAGAAGCUGCUGUGAUGAGAAGUUGAAAAACAAUGCAAUCAUGCCAAACAGUAUUGAGAAGAAUAAUUUAUUUUUCUCCCUUUCCUUCGUUUUGUUCAAACCAUUAAUCCCCGCCUGGAAGAGGUAGGUCCCAGCACCCAGAUCCUUUCUUCUAUAGUUAUUUAAACAUUUACAUUUUCCCUUCCAUUUCUUUUUCUGAAUUAAAAAGAACAAACCCCA